Molecule: messenger RNA, 1547 nt
Organism: Sesamum indicum (sesame)
Lineage: Eukaryota; Viridiplantae; Streptophyta; Magnoliopsida; Lamiales; Pedaliaceae
Product: chloroplast protein FOR GROWTH AND FERTILITY 2
Source: RefSeq, a predicted model, not a curated record
GUAUGCAACAAUAGAAGAAUAAAGUAAGAAAGAUUUGAAGAGAAGAGUUAAAAAGUAGCAACGCUGAAAUUCUUGGAUUUGUUGGGGAGAGAGAGAGUAGGUACUAUCUUUAUCCUUUCCACCCGCCUCUUCUGUCUUCUCUUUCCCCCAAACUCCUCCGACUUUAAUAAAGGGGGAGAUUAUUGGAAAAACUCAAGGAAUCGUAGAUUAAUUUCACUAAUGGAGAGGCUGAUCUAUUCCAAUUCAAUCCCAUCUAAACUCCACCCCAAUUCUCCAUGUCUUCCACGACUCCCCCCAUCCCGGAAGCUCGCGCCGCCACCUUCUUUUUCUUCUUCGACGCCGUCGUCUCUGUUGCUCCAAUCACGCCGACUCAACCCGCUCUCUUGCACUCUCAACAACUCUUCUUUGCUUUCCCCCAAAGCUGUCGACGAUGGUCUGGGAAAAGAUUUGUUUUUCUCUGUCGAUUCCGCAAAUGGGUCUGAGCCUAAGCCCCAUUUCCUCAAACGGAUUGCUCACCAGUUAUCGCGGCAGCAAAAGGUGGUUAAUGCUGGGACAGUGAUACUACUAUCAGCAAUCUUUUUAGCAUACCUGCACCCAGCAGCUGUAUCACCCGCUUUUGCUAGUUUCCAAAGUGCGGCCAAGACGGGAGGUCCUGCUGCAGUUUCAGUUGGGAAUAAUCUGAUCCGCAGUGAGUUACUAAGCAGUGCAUGGACUGGCUUCUUUGCUGGUUGCUUACACACAUUAUCUGGUCCUGAUCAUCUUGCUGCAUUAGCUCCACUUUCAAUAGGCCGCACAAGGAUGGAGAGUGCUGCCGUUGGAGCUCUUUGGGGAUGCGGCCAUGAUGCUGGACAAUUGUUAUUUGGCUUGCUUUUUUUACUCCUGAAAGAUCGGCUUCAUAUUGAGAUCAUCAGAACAUGGGGGACGAGAGUGGUGGGCUUUACUCUGCUCGUGAUUGGUGGCAUGGGAAUCAGGGAAGCUUCAGAAGUCCCUGUUCCAUGUGUUGCCCUUGAAAACGGUGAGUGUGAUGUCAGUGAGUAUGAAGCCCUUGCGAACCCGUCAGUUGGAAAGAAGAAGAUUGGUUUUGCUACAUUCGCCACAGGAAUUGUCCAUGGGUUGCAGCCUGAUGCUCUGAUGAUGAUUUUACCAGCAAUUGCUCUGCCUUCUCGGUUAGCCGGUGCUGCAUUUCUAUUCAUGUUCCUGGUUGGGACAGUUAUAGCUAUGGGAAGUUAUACUGUCUUUAUAGGGUCCUGCAGUCAGGCGCUUAAGGAUAGGAUCCCUAGGAUAACUGAGAAACUCACUUGGGCAUCUUCUCUCAUAGCCAUUGCUUUAGGGCUUGCUAUUUUGGUUAGUCAAUAUUUCGGAUUAAGUUUGUAUUGAUUCGUUUCUGGGGUUUAAUGAUUUGUCCCUGUAGUGGUAGCUGAAGAUUUUGAGAGCAACAAAUGUAGUGGAUUAUUUGAGAGCGAAAGCUCAUCUUUGUAGCUUUGCAUGUGCAACACGAUUUUUGAAGUUACGAUAAUCUCUUACCUAGAAAUUUAUUCACUUUGCAA